This is a messenger RNA of Globicephala melas (long-finned pilot whale), 3217 nucleotides long. It is a transcript of the gene LIMK1, whose product is annotated as LIM domain kinase 1. Gene Ontology annotation, cellular component: neuron projection; nucleus; cytoplasm. Gene Ontology annotation, biological process: actin cytoskeleton organization; protein phosphorylation; positive regulation of stress fiber assembly. The record is from RefSeq and is a predicted model, not a curated record. Gene Ontology annotation, molecular function: ATP binding; protein serine/threonine kinase activity; protein binding. NCBI's taxonomy places the organism in Eukaryota, Metazoa, Chordata, Mammalia, Artiodactyla, Delphinidae.
GGGCGAGCUUGCGGGGCCCGGGCCGCCCCCAGCCCCAGCCCCGCCGGGCCCCGCCCCCCGCCGAGUGCAUGAGGUUGACGCUACUUUGUUGCACCUGGAGGGAAGAACGUAUGGGAGAGGAAGGAAGCGAGUUGCCCGUGUGUGCAAGCUGCGGCCAGAGGAUCUACGAUGGCCAGUACCUCCAGGCCCUGAAUGCUGACUGGCACGCAGACUGCUUCAGGUGUUGCGAAUGCAGUGCCUCCCUUUCACACCAGUACUAUGAGAAGGAUGGGCAGCUCUUCUGCAAGAAGGACUACUGGGCCCGCUAUGGCGAGUCUUGCCACGGGUGCUCAGAGCACAUCACCAAGGGGCUGGUCAUGGUGGCCGGGGAGCUGAAGUACCACCCCGAAUGCUUCAUCUGCCUCACAUGUGGGACCUUCAUUGGUGAUGGAGACACCUACACUCUGGUGGAGCACUCCAAGCUCUACUGCGGACACUGCUACUACCAGACUGUGGUGACCCCCGUCAUUGAGCAGAUCCUGCCUGAUUCCCCCAGCUCCCACCUGCCCCACACAGUCACCCUCGUAUCCAUCCCAGCCUCGGCUCAUGGCAAACGUGGUCUCUCGGUCUCCAUCGACCCCCCUCACGGCCCGCCAGGCUGCAGCACAGAGCACUCCCACACCGUCCGCGUCCAGGGAGUGGACCCAGGCUGCAUGAGCCCGGAUGUGAAGAAUUCCAUCCACGUUGGAGACCGGAUCCUGGAAAUCAAUGGCACACCCAUCCGGAAUGUGCCCUUGGACGAGAUUGAUCUGCUGAUCCAGGAAACCAGCCGCCUGCUCCAGCUGACUCUUGAGCAUGACCCCCAUGACGCACUGGGCCACGGGCUCGGGCCUGAGUCCAGCCCCCUGGUCUCCCCGGUUCACACUCCCAGCGGGGAGGCGGGCAGCUCCGGCCGGCAGAAGCCUGUCCUGAGGAGCUGCAGCAUCGACAGGUCCCCGGGCGCCGGCUCGCUGGGCUCCCCGGCCUCCCAGCGCAAGGACCUGGGUCGCUCCGAGUCCCUCCGUGUGGUCUGCCGGCCGCACCGCAUCUUCCGGCCUUCGGACCUCAUCCACGGGGAGGUGUUGGGCAAGGGCUGCUUCGGCCAGGCCAUCAAGGUGACACACCGGGAGACAGGCGAGGUGAUGGUGAUGAAGGAGCUGAUCCGCUUCGAUGAGGAGACCCAGCGGACGUUCCUCAAGGAGGUGAAGGUCAUGCGAUGCCUGGAGCACCCCAACGUGCUCAAGUUCAUUGGGGUGCUCUACAAGGACAAGAGGCUCAACUUCAUCACCGAGUACAUCAAGGGUGGCACGCUCCGGGCCCUCAUCAAGGGCAUGGACAGCCAGUACCCGUGGAGUCAGAGGGUGAGCUUUGCCAAGGACAUCGCUUCGGGGAUGGCCUACCUCCACUCCAUGAACAUCAUCCACCGGGACCUGAACUCCCACAACUGCCUGGUUCGUGAGAACAAGAACGUGGUGGUGGCCGACUUCGGGCUGGCGCGGCUUAUGGUGGACGAGAAGACGCAGCCCGAGGACCUGCGGAGCCUCAAGAAGCCAGACCGGAAAAAGCGUUACACGGUGGUGGGCAACCCCUACUGGAUGGCGCCCGAGAUGAUCCAUGGCCGCAGCUACGAUGAGAAGGUGGAUGUGUUUUCCUUUGGAAUCGUCCUGUGCGAGAUCAUCGGGCGGGUGAACGCUGACCCAGACUACCUGCCGCGCACCAUGGAUUUUGGCCUCAAUGUGCGAGGCUUCCUGGACCGCUACUGCCCCCCAAACUGCCCCCCAAGCUUCUUCCCCAUUACUGUGUGCUGCUGUGAUCUGGACCCUGAGAAGAGGCCCUCUUUCGUGAAGCUGGAGCAGUGGCUGGAGACGCUCCGCAUGCACUUGGCUGGCCACCUGCCACUGGGCCCACAGCUGGAGCAGCUAGACAGGGGCUUCUGGGAGACCUACCGGCGCGGCGAGAGUGGACUGCCCGCCCACCCCGAGGUCCCCGACUGAGACCGGCCCGCCCAGCUGCCCCUGUCCCCGACUCGGGAGAAUCCACCCUGCACCAGAUUCCUCUGUGUGCGGUGGCCAGGUGUGGCACCCUCAGCGGGGCAGCGGACACCCAGACCCCUCCUCAGCGCCAGGCCCUAACUUGCCUUCUACCCUGUGGGCCGUGGCCCCUGCCUUUCCUCUGCCCCCGGCCCCAGAGCUGGCCUGGCUGCACAGACACCAUCACCUCGCCCUGCCUUACCUCUGUCUUGGUGGGACCACCCCCUCACGCUUCUCCUUGCAUGAGCUGGAGGACCCGUGUGAGCUGUACCCCAUCCUAUACCCGGUACCCUACCCCACACCCGCUGCCCCGGCUGUCCUAUGCACACUCUACCCGUCUGCAGCUCCUCCGAGGCCGGGCCAGAGGACAGACAGCCUCAGACCGUGGCUCAUCACUAUUCCCAGGAGCCAAACAGGGAGUCUGGGGCCCAUCACCCCCCCAGGGGGUGUCUAGGUAGCGUCAGGUAUUGAUAAUUAUCCAAACCCCCAAAGCAGAGAGAGGUCGUCUCCUGUGGAGUGGAAAUCCCCGUGGCUGGGCAACAGCCCUCCCUCGCUUUGGGUCUUUUUGUUUCUUUAUUGAAGCCACUUUAGUGAGAAGCAGGUACCAGGCCUCAGGGUGAAGGGUGGGUCCCUGGAGGGAGAGGGGAGCCGUGGUCCCAGGGCCAGAGCUGCUGGGAGGAGCAGCAGAGGGAGGCUGGGCAGAGUGGACAAGGCAGUGUCCACCAGCAUCCCAGCCCCCUGAAGUUCAUCUCAGCACCAUCCCGGGCCUCUCCCCGAGGCUCCCUGCCAGUGGCCAGAGCAGCCCCUGCCCCUCCCCGUGCCCCUCUGUCCUCUGGGUUCUUUCUGUGUAAUCUAUUUUUUAAGAAGAGUUUGUAUUAUUUUUUCAUACGGCUGCAGCAGCAGCAGCUGCUGGGGGCUUGGGGUUUUAUUUUUUUGGCGGGCGGGGGUGGGGGGGCCAUUUUGUCACUUUGCCUCAGUUGAGCAUCUAGGAAGUAUUAAGACUGUGAAGCCUUCUCAGUGCACUUUGAACCUGGAAAGCAAUUGAAACAGGCCCAUGGGACUCUGACUCAGGGAGGUGGGACACAGUCACCUCCAUCUAGGAAUCACGAUGUCUAAGGAACAAAACCCAGACUCAGAAUAAUAAAAUAAAUUCUGUACUCCCCACCAGA